ACUGCCUGCUGGGAUGAAGCUCGCCACCGGAGAACUACAGAGAUUGUUACAAAUCUGAGAUCACCCACAAUCUCGGCGAUAACUCGUCGAAACGACCGGUUACCAACAGUUAGUUUCCAGGAGAAGGGAGGAAAGAGGCGCGUUGCCAAAAUGAUGGAAGAAAUAGAUAGAUUUCAAGUGCCGAGUGCCGUGCAGGAGGCGGAGAUGCAGGCUGAGAUGCAGCCGCUGGACCCGGCUUCGUCCACCACCUCAGAGGCAGACUCAGACACCAGAGAGGGGGAACCAGUCACUAUCAACUACAAGCCCUCACCCCUGCAGAUGAAAAUAGAGAAACAGAGAGAGCUGGCUAGGAAGGGCUCAUUGAAGAACGGCAACACUGUAGGAAGUCCAGUCAACCAGCAGCCCAAGAAGAACAAUGUCAUGGCCAGAACACGGUUGGUAGUGCCCAAUAAAGGCUAUUCCUCUUUAGACCAGAGCCCAGAUGAGAAGCCCUUGGUGGCCCUAGACACAGACAGUGAUGAUGAUUUUGACAUGUCUAGAUACUCAUCGUCGGGAUACUCCUCUGCUGAGCAAAUCAAUCAGGACCUGAACAUACAGCUACUGAAAGAUGGUUACCGCCUAGACGAGAUCCCGGACGACGAGGACCUGGAUCUGAUCCCUCCCAAAUCAGUCAACCCUACCUGCAUGUGCUGCCAGGCAACCUCCUCCACCACCUGUCAAAUACAGUAACCCCGCCCCCCUGACCUUCUGCCCCUUCCCUUCUCCACACAAUAUAACCCCCAAUCUUCAUCUGCUGCGUGUUUACUUCGCCCGCCAGAAUGGCGAAAGUGAAGCAUUGGUAGAGUAUUGUAAUGACAGUUAAGUGCUAUGAUGAUAAUGACAAUGAGAAAAUAAUCAAAUUAACAUGUAGAAAGUUUGGUUUAAGAUCUAGGAGAAGGAACACAUAUGAAGAUAUUGAAUAUGUAUUUAAAAUAUGAGUAAAAGUGGUGGUUUCCUCCUAUGGUAGGACAUGCACUUGUGUUUGAAAGCCCUUCUCCUGGUGAACAUGAUGUAACAAAACACACUGAUGUUAGUAGACAGAAAACAAAAGGCCAAUUGAUGCUGUAAAGUGAUUUCCAUUUCCCUGAAGAAUAAGAAACAUUAUCAUAACUGCUAACUCAACUGUUCUGCUUUCCUGAAUUCUGGGUUGCAUUUUUGCAUUUUUCUACUUUGUUAUUUUUAGUUUUUAUUUAAAUGCUUACUUUUUUUAAACCCAAGGGAUCUGUAUGAUUGUAUGUGUUGAAGUGGAGAUAUUUUAGAAGCGUGGACUGCGGUCUUGGUACCCAAAAUAGAAGAUAUCUGGUAUUCAUUGUACUGUACAGGGUUGUUAUGUAGCACAGGCCAGGUCGUUGCAUUCAUCCAUACCACCUUCAACACUUAGGGGAGGAAUGUAAGAACAUGAAUGGCUGAGGAACAAACAGCACGAAGAGCACUGGACUAAACAAUUUAAUUGAAAUAAUAAGUAGCUUGUUGCACAUUUGAUUUUUCCCCCAUUUCUAUUGUGCAGUCACAUGCUACCGUUGUGACACUAGCUUGACUUGUAUUGUUUUGAAUUUGCACAUUUACUGUUUUUGUUUUUGGGCCCAUAGCUGUGUACUCUUUCCUGCAUAGCAGUGACAGUGUCUUAUCUGAAAUGAACUGUGUCAAAAGGGAAGAUUACAUAUCAUUGCACUGACCUGAACACAUGAUGCUCACGUGAUUCACAUAUUAUCAAGGCCAAAGGGACAGUGGGGUGGGGGGGGGUGGGGGGGGGGGCUUUAGAUCGACUUUUCAGCACUUCUACAGUCUCAGUGUCACAGCCUAAUGAUCACUGGACACUCCUUCCUUUCCAUUUCUGUUUUUACACCACAGAUCAUCAAGGGACACCAGAAAGAUUCACACGCGUACUCACAUGCAUUUGCCUGCAUACAAACAUACAGUGCCAACAUAAAGAGUGUGAGAUGGCAUCUACUUGUCACUUUUGACUAAUGGUUGGAAAUUGUUUUGUAAUCACAACAUCAAGGAUGGUUGACUUGGAGCACUAAUAUCCUUCAUUUAUGACUCUUUCCCUCCCUUGAAUCAGUUGAUUAUUUGCAAUUAGAGUAUGCCUUAAGUUCAGAGAAGUUUAAAAAAAAAACUGUGUGUAUUUAUUGCCAUCCUGAUAAUUUAGUUCAUUUGCAGAGCAUUUGCUGUUUAUGAAGUUCUGCUUUUUUUUUUUUUUACAUUUAGACACGGGUGAUAAUUGUUUUUCUUUGGUUUUCCUUUUUUAAAUAAUUUUCUUGUAAUGUAAACACUUCCAUUACAGUAUUUAACAAUAUUAUUGUUAUGUGCAGUGUAUGAAAACAAUAAAUAAACACCAAGCUAAUGGAGA
This is a messenger RNA of Dicentrarchus labrax (European seabass), 2389 nucleotides long. RefSeq names its product family with sequence similarity 219 member Ab (gene fam219ab). The record is from RefSeq and is a predicted model, not a curated record. The coding region runs from base 151 to 729 and encodes 192 amino acids. Lineage: Eukaryota; Metazoa; Chordata; Actinopteri; Moronidae. The transcript is spliced from 6 exons.